AUGGAUGCAGAACAACUGCGAAUACUGCAAUACUUUGAAAAGAGUCUGGGUUACUGGGAGAUGCUUGUGUCAGUGGUAGCCUGUGAUGAGGCAGAGACGGGAGUGGAACGUCAAAGCAGGGAAACAACUGUUGCUCAAGUCACCCCAGACGGCAACGCGGCCGAUACCCUACCACAUCCAUGGACGGGCAUAUCCUCUCUGUCGUCGCAGCUCUUUGGCCAGGCUGUGCGUUUAUGCAGAGUCUAUCGACAGGGCAUCACGAACCCUACUGGCAGGGCGAGUAGCCUCUUGACAGCCAUGCAACGCAUCGACGAAGCGAGAAACCUGGAGGAACGCAUCCUCGACCUUGAUUUUGGAUCCGCAGCGCAUCUAGGCGACACUGGUGAUACGCGAACGCCACGGUCACAUCUAGUGCUCGUGGCUGAGGCCUAUCAACUGGCUGCGCUCCUCCAGUUAUAUAUCACCUUCCCAGAUCUCGUGUCCCUGCGGCUCCCCCACGAAAGAAAUUUGAACCAAGCAGAAGACGUCCCCUGGAACAAGUGGAUAGUGCCUCUGGCUUUGCGGCUUGUUAAUGUUCUGGAGCAGAUUCCCCCCGAAUCCGGAUCGCGAAUGAUGCAGCCUUUGCUGUACAUUUGCGCAGGCGCCGGUCUACGAAGGGACUCUUCCGUUGCGAUAGACACAGCCUUUAGCGGACUUUGCAUUCUCAGGCCUGCCACGCCGUCAGGCAUGAAAGACGGACAAGUAGAUAUGAUGGCCUACGUUGAUCAAAUAGACGUGGGAGCCGACGAAGACGCUACCGACGAGCACACGCCAGGAACCGCCAUGGACGUUGAUGAGGCUCGGAACUUUAUUAAUGCUCGGCUCGACCUCUUGAAGCGUACACUUCAUCCGAACCCGAUCAUUGUCACCGCACAGUUGCUGAAGGCGGUUUGGGCGGCGUACGAUGCGGAGCCUGCCGGAAGUACAUCUGUCCAUUGGUUUGACGUGAUGGAGAAGACGGGUCUGAGGUCUUUGUUUGGUUAA
Messenger RNA from Emericellopsis cladophorae, 1023 nucleotides. Its product is annotated as C6 zinc finger domain containing protein. The record is from RefSeq and is a predicted model, not a curated record. Gene Ontology annotation, cellular component: nucleus. Gene Ontology annotation, biological process: positive regulation of transcription by RNA polymerase II. The transcript has a single exon. Gene Ontology annotation, molecular function: DNA-binding transcription factor activity; transcription cis-regulatory region binding. NCBI's taxonomy places the organism in Eukaryota, Fungi, Ascomycota, Sordariomycetes, Hypocreales, Bionectriaceae. The coding region runs from base 1 to 1023 and encodes 340 amino acids.